Messenger RNA from Malus domestica (apple), 1334 nucleotides. Its product is annotated as deoxypodophyllotoxin synthase-like. The record is from RefSeq and is a predicted model, not a curated record. NCBI's taxonomy places the organism in Eukaryota, Viridiplantae, Streptophyta, Magnoliopsida, Rosales, Rosaceae. Gene Ontology annotation, molecular function: 2-oxoglutarate-dependent dioxygenase activity.
CAUCUCAAUUUGCCACCCAUCAGUUUCCUCACCAAGUAGAGAUCAGAAAAGUACUGCAUAGCAUCACAUUACCAGUGAAACUAAUGGGUUCCUUAACACUUCCAAACCUUCCUACCAUCAAUUUCUCCGUCGAUGCCUUGAAGCCUGGCUCAAGUUCUUGGCUGUCCACCUCCAAACAAGUCCGAUAUGCACUCGAAGAGUACGGUUGUUUCGUGGCGGAGUACAAUCAAGUUUCUGCACAACUUCUGAACAAUAUCUUUGGGCAGGCCAAAGAUUUGUUUGAGGUUCCUUUGGAAAACAAAGUGAAGAACGUUAGUAAUGAACCAUAUCGCGGGUAUAUUGGACCGAACCACCUUAUGCCACUCUAUGAAGGUAUCGCCAUUGAUAACGUCACAUCCCCACAAGAAACUCAGAAGUUCAAAAAUCUCAUGUGGCCCGAUGGAAAAAGCAAUUUCUGUGAAACUACAGAUUCAUUUGCCCAAUUAUUAUCAGAGUUGGAGCACAAAGUGGAACAAAUGCUAUUCGAAAGCUAUGGAUCAGAAAAGCAGUACGAGUCUGUUGCUAGUGCCAACAGCCACCUUCUUAGAUUCCUCAAGUAUAAUAAACCAGAGGAAGCUGAUCGUGCUACCUUGAGAUUUGCGAGCCAUACAGACAAGAACUUCACCACCAUCGUUGUUCAACACGACGUUGGUGGUUUGGAGGUUAAAACCAAGGAUGGUGACUGGAUUAACAUUGAGUCCGCACCUUCACAGUUCUUGUUCAUGGCCGGUGAUGGAUUGCAGGUAUGGAGUAAUGAAAGAAUAAAAGCUUGUGAUCAUCGAGUGAAGCAUUGUGGAGACAAGACGAGGUACUCACUUGGGUUGUUUACAUUCAAUAACGGAAAAAUACAGGUGCCAGAAGAACUGGUGGACGAGAGGCAUCCACUGCUCUAUAACCCAUUGGAUAGUCUUGAGUAUAUUAGGUUUCACAGUAGGGGUGAGGCCAGGAACCUAGUCUCUCCUGUGAAGACCUUUUGCGGUGUUACAAAUUCUACAGCCUAAUAUGUAGGACUGAGGAGGACUCAACCUUGAUGCUGGAAAAUAAUUUUUUUGUGUGUGUUGAUUAGUAAUAAAUGUACUAUUAGGAGCAGGAAUCUUUCUUUUUAAUUAUUUAAUUUCCAAAUGCAUGCAUUAGCAUGUGCUUAAUUUGUGGGAUUUCAUGGCUGCUUCCUUCUUGGAAGAGAGCACUCCAAAAUGGAGUAUAAUAGUUUACAUCUAUAUGUAAUAAAGCAUUCAACUUUGAUUUUCUUCACCGUUCCAUUGACUAUGGGUAAUAAAGCAUUCAUCUUGGGAGAA